CUGACAGCAGUCAAAAUGAUUAUCAGCUGAGUUUUAUAACCUCUUUCUCGAACUUCUUAGAGAAAUAUUUUUAUUCCACAAAAUGUUUUGAAUUAAAAACGCUUGCAAUCAAACUUUAAAGUGUUUUAUAAGCGAAAUUUUUGGAAGUAUUCGUACACUAAAACAAUGUCACUUGCAAGAAUUUUCUUCUCCAGGCGGCUAUUUACAGCUGAAAACUUCUACAUACUCCGUAAGUUUAGUUCGCAAAAUGCUUUGAAUUUAUCAGAACCGGCCGUUCAGGUGUACUUGAAGCAAUUGAUGCUCGAACAUGAACACUUGUGCCUUAAUAUGAAAAGGACUGCUGAAGAAAACAGGCGUUUAUUUCAAAUAAAACCAAUCGUAAAUGUACUGGAACAGCGAGUUACGUUAUACGACAACAUUGAGACGCUUAAAGAACUCAAUAAGAAACCACAUCAUGAUGACGAAAUGAAAAAGAUGAUAAAAGAAGAAGCUGAAAUAUACUUGAAGCGUAUUACGGAAGUAGACGAGGAGUUACAGUCAGCUCUGCUCGAGCCCCAGCUCACAGAUGGCGGCGUGCUGCUAGAGGUCACGGCUGGCGCUGGUGGGCAGGAAGCCAUGCUGUUCGCGCGCGAAUUGUUCGAUAUGUACGAAUUAUAUGCCAAGCACAAAAACUGGCAAGUUUGUCUUGUUUCUCUUGAGAAGUCAGAUAUUGGUGGCAUUAGAAAGGCUUCAAUGUUUAUUGAUGGUGUAGGAGUGCCAGAACUAAUGAAGAUGGAGGCCGGUGUGCACCGUGUACAGAGAAUUCCUGCUACUGAGAAGGGUGGACGCAUACACACAAGUACAGUAUCCGUGGCUGUUUUGCCUAAACCUACUGAUAUUGAGGCGAACAUCUCUGACCGUGACCUUGUCAUUGAAACUAAAAGGGCAAGUGGUGCUGGGGGUCAGCAUGUGAACACUACAGACAGUGCUGUCCGCAUCACUCACACUCCAACUGGAACAGUGGUUGAAUGUCAAGAAGGUAGAUCACAAAUAAAGAAUAAAGAGAUUGCCAUACAAAAGUUGAGGACCCUUUUAUUGGAGAAACAACAACAAGAACAACAAUCUAAAAUCAACAGUGAAAGGAAAUCACAGGUUGGAUCGAGUAAUAGGAAUGAGAAAAUUAGAACAUACAAUUAUCCCCAAGAUAGAGUUACAGAGCACCGGGAGGGAGGUGGCACCUUUCACAAUCUAAAGGGAUUCAUGGAAGGUGAUGGGCAACUGGAAGAGUUACAGCAUAGCCUCCUCCGAGCCCAUAAACAUCAGACACUCUUAGAAGAAAUCAAAAAAUUUGCCAAGUACACAAAUAUGAAAACAGUUGAUAAUAACUAACCAAAUCAAGUAAGAUACAGCUAUGUAUUAAUAUUUAUUAUUAUAGUAAAGUGUAAAUUUUGUCAAAUAUUCAAGAUUAAAUUGUUGUAAAAAUGGG
This is a messenger RNA of Spodoptera exigua (beet armyworm), 1465 nucleotides long. Lineage: Eukaryota; Metazoa; Arthropoda; Insecta; Lepidoptera; Noctuidae. The record is from the annotation of a GenBank genome assembly.